Molecule: messenger RNA, 1740 nt
Organism: Eremothecium sinecaudum
Lineage: Eukaryota; Fungi; Ascomycota; Saccharomycetes; Saccharomycetales; Saccharomycetaceae
Gene: MNN5
Product: alpha-1,2-mannosyltransferase MNN5
Exons: 1
Coding region: 1-1740 (579 amino acids)
Biological process (GO): mannan biosynthetic process
Cellular component (GO): Golgi apparatus
Molecular function (GO): alpha-1,2-mannosyltransferase activity
Source: RefSeq, a predicted model, not a curated record
AUGUUAUUGAAGUUUAGGAGAAAAAAGACAAUAAUCUUUGCGCUGGCUGUAUUGUUCACCAAUAUUUUCCUUUGGAUUAAUUCUAGUAUUACCCAGAAACAUGUUACUGCAGGGCUACAAUCGGUACUAGAGGCUACUGAUAAUAUUGGUUCAGCUUUUGGUCUGAAAAGAGAUCCAAAGGGUUACUAUAAGGAUGUGGUGAGUGCGUUAAAACGGUACAGCCCUGGCGAUCCACCUCAUGAUUUGUCAAUUCUAAAAGACUCCGAGCGUUGCGAAAUACGAGAUGUUAACACACGUACUACUGAAGACGAAAAAAUUCAAUCUUAUGAGAACCUAAAUAGCUGCUACCGCAUACCCGAGCAGCUUUUGGGACAGCUUUCAGCGCAGCAUACUUCAUACGUUAAUUACAUUUUAUCCAACUUAACGCCUACGAAGUCACUUUUCCAGCUUUUAUACCCUAAUGAAAGAGGAAUUGUUACCGUUGGUGGUGCUCGCUACACUAUUUUGGCUCUUACUAUGAUAAGAGCUUUGAGGGAGAGAGGUACUACGCUUCCGGUUGAAGUUUUUAUUCCAACGUCAGACGGAUCCGAGGACGAGUUUUGCAAGCUUAUCGAAACAAUGAAUGGGAGAUGUUUUAAUGAACUUUCUAUGUACGGCGCUCCAAACACAAUGCUGAAGUCAUACCAAAAUAAAGCUGUGGCCUUGCUUGCGUCCAGCUUUAAAGAAAUCAUCUUUAUCGAUGCAGAUAAUAUCCCGCUAAUGAAUUUGGACAACGUUUUCGACAGUGUGCCUUACAAAGAAAACGGCUUGAUCUUGUGGCCAGAUAUCUGGAACAGAAUGACUUCUCCUUCUUUUUACGAAUUGGCUGGCAUUUCCGUUAAUUUCACCCGGAGGGCUCGGUUUUACUCGGAUGACGUGAAUCCUCCUAACAUGUUCACGGCUUUAGACCUCGACGAUAUAGAACAAUACAACAAAGAAAAAGUUCCCUUCCAUGAUUUAGAGGGCACAGUCCCCAACUAUACAUCUGAGUCAGGUCAAAUUAUAGUGAAUAAGAGAACUCACCUCAAUACGCUCUUGUUAGCACUAUAUUACAACAUAUAUGGAAAUGAGUGGUUUUACAAAAUGUUUUCUCAGGGCACUUCGGGCGAAGGCGAUAAAGAGACUUUUAUCCUAGCCGCGCAUGCUCUAGCUAUGCCAUAUUAUCAGGUCAAAAGACCAAUUGAAUUUGACGGCUAUGUUAAGGACUUCUAUAGAGGUGUCGGAUUGCUACAACAUGACUUCGUUGAAGACUAUAAAAGGUGGCAGGAAGCUAAACAGGACGUUCAAUCGAAAAUAGAUGAACUUAACAAAUUCAAACCUGACUACAGCCUUGAUAAGGACUUCCUAGAAAAGUACAUCAACCCUCCUGACAAAAAGGAUAUAGACAUCAUGUUCGUACACGCAAGUUACCAUAAAUUCGUCCCUAAUGACCUUCUUAAUGAGAAAGUGUAUAUCGGUGACGACGGAAAGCAAUUCAGAUCAUUCAACAACUUGCACCGUAUCGAUAACUUUGAUAUUGAGUUGUUUGCGUUCCAGGGUCUCCAAAAAUACCUCUGUACCGACAACCGCAUCCGUUUCCACCACGUGGAAGCGAAGAUUGGCGAUGAUAAGAAGAAGUACGAUGAAAUGUGUGAUUACAUUAAUGACAGGGUUGAAAUGUUGAAAAACACUCAUGAUGAAGCAACCAGUAAGCAGAAGUAA